Messenger RNA from Fonsecaea pedrosoi CBS 271.37, 924 nucleotides. RefSeq lists its product as uncharacterized. The record is from RefSeq and is a predicted model, not a curated record. Gene Ontology annotation, cellular component: endoplasmic reticulum membrane. Gene Ontology annotation, biological process: cellular response to oxidative stress; protein N-linked glycosylation. The coding region runs from base 1 to 924 and encodes 307 amino acids. Lineage: Eukaryota; Fungi; Ascomycota; Eurotiomycetes; Chaetothyriales; Herpotrichiellaceae. The transcript has 2 exons.
AUGUCAGCUCGAUAUCCCCGAGUAGCCGUCCUCCUGGGCGUCCAGCCUCGCUGGCACGUGCCGCUGCUGCUCUGUCGGGCCCUCUCGACCGUGUCGGCCGCGUGGUGGGCUUGUCAGACCUGUUUCAGCAUCUAUCGACUCAUCUCGGUCUACGACACGACGGGAGUGACAGCGGCGUCCUCCAUCUCCACGUUGUCAGCAGGUGUCAGUGGUGGGACGAGUGUCGGUGGUAGCGGUAGUGCUGGACCUGGACCUGGACCUUGUGGUUUGCUUUUGGAGAAUCGGAUCUUCAGGCGCAUGGCUGUGGCACAAGUAUGCUUGAGCUUUCUCUGGGCCGGCGCUGCAGCAUACCUCGCACACAUGUUCGCGUCGUCACUGAUGUCGCGGUGGCUGCUGCACUACAGCCCCUUAGCGGUGCUGGUGCGGCUGUGCAGCCUUUCGAUAUUGCUGUCGUUCGGGUGCCUACAGAUCUUCCGGGCCACGCGGGCCACGGAGCCGGACCUGCUCCAGCUCAGCCGCAGCCUGCUCGCGUGGAUCGCCAUCUCGAUCGGCCUGAUGCUCGCAUACUUCUGCACGCAGCAGGACAUAUUCUCGGCCGACCACGACGACCGCGACGACCGCCGCCGCCGCCAGAUCCUCCGCCUCAAGUGCCUCUACGUCAUCUCGGCCUGCAGCCUCUUCAGCCUGCUGGUCCUCGUCGGCAUCGUCCAGCUGGACCACCACACCGGAAUGUCCCUGAAAGGAAUGAUUGCUGCCGCUAUCGGGAGCGCGACCGAGGGCGGGGACGGUACUGCCGGCCAGGACUGGGGCCUCGCGAGGCCUCUACACGAUUGGCACGUGACUUGCAAGGCGUUGGCGUCUGAUCUGGCACAACAAUGGCGCAGGUUCGCUUCCGGCGCCGCUAGAUUUGGAGCCGAACUGUGA